Molecule: messenger RNA, 1497 nt
Organism: Phragmites australis (common reed)
Lineage: Eukaryota; Viridiplantae; Streptophyta; Magnoliopsida; Poales; Poaceae
Product: 5'-adenylylsulfate reductase-like 4
Exons: 4
Coding region: 220-981 (253 amino acids)
Source: RefSeq, a predicted model, not a curated record
UGAUUGGAGAUAGAGAGGAGAAAGAGAGGCAAAGAUAGCGACAGACAAAAAAGAAACAAACGGGGGCGACCCAGCUAGCUCGCCGCCUCCGCCUUCUCUCCCUCCUCUCAUCCGGUCCCCUUUCCCCGCGGCCUCACCGGCUCCUCCCUCUCCGCCCGCUCGGGGUCCAGAGACCGCGCGACCACAGCUCGCUUGCUCGCGAUCUGUUAGGGUUGCCCCAUGUCGGCGGCGGCCUCCGCGGCGGCGCUCCUCCUCUUCCCCCUCCUCGCCGCCGCCGGGGACGGGGUCUGUCCGAGGCCACCCGCCGCCGCCGCGGUCCUGCAGCAGGCCUCCUGCCCAGCGGCCGACGCCCCGGGGAUUCGGGGCCACCACGCCGGCGUCGUCGAGGGGGACGAUGGGGCUCUGCAAAAGGCAGUGACACUUGUGCUGCAGAACAGGGAAGAUUUUGUUGCUAUUCUUUUUUAUGCUUCGUGGUGUCCUUUUUCGAAAAUUUUCAGGACAGAUUUUCAAAAGCUGUCAUCCUUUUUCCCAAUAAUUGCUCAUUUUUCUUUUGAAGAAUCUCGUAUCGAACCAAGAAUUUUGUCAAGAUACGGGAUUCGUGCCUUCCCGACGCUUUUCCUUGUGAACUCUACAGUGCGUGUGCGCUAUCAUGGAUCUCGGACUAUGAAUUCCCUUGCUAUGUUCUAUAAAGAUGUUACAGGUAUGAAUCCUGUGUCACUGGAUGCUACAUCCCUGGAGAGAAUGGAAGACACGGUAAAUGUAAUCGGUAAUGACAAAAAGACCGACCAGGAGGAUUAUCUGUUCUUGUGGGCAAGAUCACCAGACAGAUUACUUCAUCAAGAUACAUGUCUUGCAUUGGCUAGCUCUUUUGUCCUCUUGAGGCUACUUCAUUUCCUUCUGCCCAAGCUCAAUGCAUGUCUGAAGCAAGCCUGGAGGAUGCGACUUUAUGAACUGAAUAGGUUGUUUCCUAGCUUGUCUUGAGGAAGGCAAUGUGGACCUGAAAACUUGAACUGACUGUCUAAACAAGGCAUCAUACACAUAGGAAGUGAUGCAGGCAGCAAACGGGAAUCCUUUGGGUGUGGUUUUCUGUCAAUGUCUGCUCAAAAGUUAAUCCACAUGGGUGGCUCGUGGCUUAGAAGUGAAAAAGGUGUUCAUAGCAGCUAUAUUUGGUCUCAUCAAUGGAUGUACUGUCUUCCCUCUGUGUCGAACUCUUUCUGUGUCAACUAUAUUUUGUCUUUCUUGGGAGGUACCUUAAUACAAGCUUAAGUGACGUUCUUGGAAAUGCUGACGGGAAUGGUGAUCAUCCUGCUGCCUUGACGGUACCAUCAGCCAUCUCCAUACAAAAUUGUAUCUUGGUGUUACUCCUGAUACACAUAAAAAACAUGUAUUCUAAGAAAGAUUGUUCUUUUAGGUUAGUCAUAGACAGGAUUGAUAUGUUUGUGAUUACCUUUUGUGUGUACUUAUCUAUUAUAUUGAUCGGCUGAUUGUUCUAGUAAA